Nematolebias whitei (Rio pearlfish) is the source of this 4341-nucleotide messenger RNA. RefSeq names its product Ras protein-specific guanine nucleotide-releasing factor 2b (gene rasgrf2b). Gene Ontology annotation, biological process: Ras protein signal transduction; positive regulation of GTPase activity. The transcript is spliced from 28 exons. The record is from RefSeq and is a predicted model, not a curated record. The coding region runs from base 87 to 3893 and encodes 1268 amino acids. Gene Ontology annotation, cellular component: plasma membrane. NCBI's taxonomy places the organism in Eukaryota, Metazoa, Chordata, Actinopteri, Cyprinodontiformes, Rivulidae. Gene Ontology annotation, molecular function: protein binding; guanyl-nucleotide exchange factor activity.
AGUUUACGCAGGGGACGACAUGCGCUCGCGCUGAGAGCUUUCCCUCUUUCUUCAUCUCUCCUCUCAGAGAGCGAUAGGGCCGAAAGAUGCAGAAGAGUGUCCGCUACAACGAAGGGCACGCGCUGUUCCUGUCGUUCGUCGCGCGUAAAGAGGGCACCAAGCGCGGCUACCUGAGCAAGAAGACGGCGGAGAACAGCCGCUGGCACGAGAAGUUCUUCGCCCUCUACCAGAAUAUACUGUUCUAUUUCGAGAACGAGCAGAGCGCGCGACCUGCUGGGAUUUACCUGUUGGAAGGAUGCACCUGCGAGCGCACGCCGGCGCCCAAGUUGUCCACAGCCGGGAAGGAGGCGCUGGAGAAACAGCACUACUUCCUGAUUGUGUUUGGUCACGAUGGACAAAAACCUCUGGAGCUGCGGACAGAUGAGGAGAGUGAGUGUGACGAAUGGGUGGAGGCCAUCCAGCAGGCGAGCUAUUCGGACCUCAUUAUUGAACGAGAAGUGCUGAUGCAGAAAUAUAUCCACCUCGUUCAAAUUGUAGAGACUGAGAAGGUGGCAGCCAAUCAGCUGCGCACUCAGCUGGAGGACCAGGACACUGAAAUUGAGAGGCUCAAAUCAGAGAUUGUAGCUUUGAACAAAACUAAGGAGCGGAUGAGGCCGUAUCAUGUCUACCAUACAAACGACGAUCCAGACAUAAAAAAAAUCAAAAAGGUGCAAAGUUUCAUGAGAGGCUGGCUCUGUCGCAGGAAGUGGAAAAUCAUUGUUCAGGACUACAUUUGUUCUCCUCAUGCUGAGAGCAUGAGGAAGAGGAACCAGAUCGUCUUCAAUAUGGUGGAGGCUGAGACAGAGUACGUCCACCAGCUCUAUAUUCUGGUCAACUGUUUCCUCAGACCUUUGAGGAUGGCUGCCAGUUCCAAGAAGCCCCCCAUCAGCCACGACGACGUGAGCAGCAUUUUUCUCAACAGUGAGACCAUCAUGUUCCUACAUGAGAUUUUCCAUCAGGGUCUGAAGGCGAGGAUAGCCAACUGGCCAACACUGGUGCUGGCUGACUUGUUCGACAUCCUGCUGCCAAUGCUCAACAUCUACCAGGAGUUUGUGCGUAACCAUCAGUACAGUCUGCAAGUUUUGGCCAACUGCAAGCAGAACAGAGACUUUGACAAGCUGCUGAAGCAGUAUGAGUCUAAUGCUGCCUGUGAGGGGAGGAUGCUCGAAACCUUCCUCACAUAUCCCAUGUUCCAGAUUCCCCGUUACAUCAUCACCCUGCAUGAACUGCUGGCUCACACUCCCCAUGAGCACGUGGAGCGCAAAAGUCUUGAAUUUGCCAAGUCCAAAUUAGAAGAACUGUCCAGAGUAAUGCACGAUGAGGUGAGCGACACAGAAAACAUCCGGAAGAAUCUGGCCAUUGAGAGGAUGAUUGUUGAGGGCUGUGACAUCCUGCUGGACACCAGCCAGACCUUCGUCAGGCAGGGUUCUCUGAUCCAGCUGCCAUCAGUGGAGCGAGGGAAACUAAGCAAGGUCCGUCUGGGCUCACUGUCGCUGAAGAAAGAGGGGGAAAGGCAAUGCUUUCUAUUCACCAAACACUUUCUAGUGUGCACUCGCAGCUCUGGGGGAAAACUGCACCUUCUUAAGCAAGGUGGAGUUUUGUCACUGAUUGAAUGCACUCUUAUAGAAGAACCGGACACCAAUGAUGAAGAAUCUAAAGCUGGUGGGCAGGUGUUUGGUCAGCUGGACUUUAAGCUGGUAGUAGAACCUUCAGAUUCGCCUUCAUUUACCGUGGUGCUGCUGGCUCCAUCGCGACAGGAGAAGGCUGCAUGGACCAGUGAUAUUAGCCAGUGCAUAGAUAACAUCCGCUGUAACGGCUUGAUGACCAGCGUGUUUGAGGAAAACUCUAAAGUCACCGUGCCGCACAUGAUCAAAUCCGAUGUGCGCCUCCAUAAAGAUGAUGUUGACAUUUGCUUCAGCAAGACGCUCAACUCCUGCAAGGUCCCCCAGAUCCGCUACGCCAGCGUGGAGCGGCUGCUGGAGAGGCUGACCGAUCUGCGCUUCCUCUCCAUAGACUUCCUGAACACCUUCCUGCACACCUACAGGAUCUUCACCACAGCAGCUGUGGUCAUGGACAAGCUGGCUGACAUCUACAAGAAGCCUUUCUCCUCCAUUCCUAUCAGGUCCUUGGAGUUGUUUUUUGCCACCAAUCAAAAUAAUCGAGGCAGCGAUAGCAUGAACGACAGAUCCCCUCGCCUCUGCCGCAAGUUCUCCUCCCCUCCUCCAUUAUCCAUCUCGUCCCGCACCUCCUCCCCAGUCCGAACCCGAAAGCUUUCCCUUCACUCCCCCAUCACUGCCAGAAUCGGAGGACUAGACUUGGCGUCUCCUCUGUCCAACUCCAUUAUGAACCACAGCUCUUCCCAGUCUGCUGGCAGUAGCCCCACAUCCACCCACACUCCUCAGACACCAACACCUCAGACACCGACUCCAACUACUACCUCUCCUCCGUUCUCCUCCACCUCUCCUCCUCCCAACAAUCCCAAGUCACCGCAGGAUCAGACUCCUCUGACUCCGUCGUCACCUGAGCAGAGUCCAUGUCCAGCAGGGGAGGGGGACGAGGUGCCGAAGAUCGACCCUUUCUGUGGGAAACUGCGAAGGAGCAUUCGGAGAACUGUGUUGGAAUCAGCGUCUUUGGAGAAAAUCAUCCCUGAGUCUCCACAGAGCAGCGACGCAGGAGACAUGUCUCCGUGUCGCUCUCCGUCUACGCCUCGACACCUUCGCUACAGACAGCCUGGAGUCCAGUCUGGGGAGAAUUCACGCUGCUCAGUUUCUCCUGCAUCAGCUUUUGCUAUUGCAACUGCAGCUGCAGGACAUGGUACCCCACCAGUGUUUACCAACUCCGAGAGAACCUGUGAUAAAGAGUUCAUCAUCCGCAGAGCUGCGACUAACAGAGUUCUCAACGUGCUGCGUCACUGGGUCUCCAAACACUCACAGGACUUUGAGAUGAAUGGGGAGCUAAAGAUGUCAGUGAUCUAUCUCCUGGAGGAAGUGCUCAGAGAUCCAGACCUUCUGCCUCAGGAGAGAAAAGCUACUGCCAACAUAUUGAGCGCCCUUUCUCAAGAUGAGCAGGAAGAUGCGCAGCUGCGGAUAGAAGAUAUUUUACAGAUGGCGGACUGUCCAAAGGCAGAGUGUUUUGAGUCUCUGUCGGCGAUGGAGUUGGCUGAGCAGAUCACUCUGCUCGAUCACAUCGUCUUCAGGAGCAUCCCCUAUGAGGAGUUCCUGGGCCAGGGCUGGAUGAAGGUGGACAAAACUGAAAGGACUCCCUACAUCAUGAAAACAAGUCAACACUUCAAUGAUAUGAGUAACCUGGUGGCUUCCCAGAUUAUGAGCCAUACUGAUGUUGGGUCGAGAGCCAACUCCAUUGAGAAGUGGGUAGCAGUGGCAGACAUCUGUCGCUGUCUGAACAACUACAACGGAGUGCUGGAGAUAACAUCUGCUCUCAACCGCAGUGCCAUCUACCGUCUGAAGAAGACCUGGGCUAAAGUCUGCAAACAGACUAAAGCUCUGAUGGACAAACUGCAGAAGACUGUGUCCUCUGAAGGAAGAUUUAAAAACCUGAGGGAGACACUGAAAAACUGCAACCCUCCAUGUGUGCCAUACCUGGGAAUGUAUCUAACAGAUUUGGCCUUUAUAGAAGAAGGAACUCCAAAUUUUACAGAGGAGGGCCUCGUUAACUUCUCCAAAAUGAGAAUGAUUUCCCACAUCAUCCGAGAGAUCCGGCAGUUCCAGCAAACACCUUACAGGAUAGAGCACCAAGCCAAGGUGACUCAAUACCUUCUGGAUAGAAGUCUGACCAUGGAUGAGGACACGCUCUAUGAUCUCUCGCUGAAGAUUGAGCCCCGGCUGCCGGCCUGAAUCUGUUCGUGGCCUGUGAGAGCCUGCCAAACCUCAGAGGGUGACACGCCCGUGCAAUCUUAUCAGUCAAGAGCAACUUGUUGGGAGCAACAUGAAAACAAGAAGGGAUUCUUCUGCAGGGCACUGAAAAGAAGUGGAAGAGAAUCGACAUGAGUGAUUGUCUUUUAAAGAGGACCAGGAACAGGAUAUGAAUGUGCUGGAUGCUGAGCCCAAAGGUUUUGAGGAAACUACAUGUCGCUGUUUGUGCUCAUCAUUCCUCAGUAAAGAGUGUGGUGCACGUUGCACUCUUCAUCAGACAGCUUGAGAGAGGGCAGGGAAGGAAGAGAGCUUGGAGUCAGUGGAUGUGACGCGGUACAGAUGUCAGAGAUGUAGCAUACACAGGAAGUGAGAGAUGUCUGAGCUUGUGUCUCUGUCUGUGUUCUCUUGCUUGUGCAUUUCCACGCCGUGU